AUGCUCAAUUGUGUUGGCACAAGUGUCACGCCGAUCCUUAUCGCCACGGUGGCCUACCUGCUGGAGGCCGGGUGCGACCCCGCCCGGCGCGACGACCGCGAGCGGACCCCGCUGCACCACGCCGCCAGGCUGCAGGAUCGACGCUGGCUGCGCGAGGGCGCUGCUGGAGCGAGGCUGCGACAUCAACGCGGAGGACCGGGACGGCCGGACGCCCCUGGCGGUGGCGGCGGAGAAGGGCUGCCCCGGUACCUUGUCGCUGCUACUGGAGACGGGGGGGGGGGCGCCCGCGUGGGCGACGCCCUGUCCCGGGCAGCGGUCGCGUGCAUCGCGCCGCUCAUCGCCGCCAGGUGCGACCCCAACGCCCCGGGCGCCAGCGGCCGGCUGCCGCUGCUGGUCGCCGCCGAGGACCGGGGCUCCGAGGAGCGCGUGGCCGCGCUGCUGCGUGCGCGCGCCGACGUGGGCCGGCGCGAGGACCUCAGAGACGCGAACGGUCGCACCGCGCUGCACGUCGCCGUGAAGGGCAGGCACUUGCCGGUGUGCCGCGCCCUGUUCUGUGAGUUCGGCGCCGACCUGCACGCCGAGGACGCGGGCGGCAAGACGCCGCUGCAGUUCGCGAGGGCCCUCCGCUGGAGCGGCGCCAAGGAGCUCGAGGGCCUCGAGAAGUCGCGCCAGGAGCAGCAGGCGAGGCUGAGGGCGCAGCAGCGCGAGCAGCUCGCGCUGGCUGUGCGGCACGGCCCCCUGGAGCAGGUGCGGGACCUGCUCCAGGCGGCCGGCGCUGGGCUCCGCGAGCCGCUGGGGGCGGACGUGAUGGCGGAGCCGAGGAGGCUCAACGCGCGGCUGCCGCUGCACGCGGCGGCGGCGCGGGCCGUGCCGGCGGAGAGCAGGGCGGCGCGCUCGAGGCGUGCCGGCUGCUCGUCGGGGAGGGCGGCCUCGACCCGGGCGAGCGCAACGCCGCGGGGCAGACGGCCCUCUUCGAGGCCGCCGCGGCGGGCCAUGCCGAGGUCUGCGAGUAUCUCGCCGCCCUGCCAGGCGGCGGCGGCGUCGACGCCGCCGACCUGGACGGCCACACGGCCCUCUUCAAUGCCGCCCGCUGCGGUCGCGCCAGCGCGCUCGGCAGGCUGCUGGAGUGCAGGGCGGACGUCUCCCUGGCGGACAAGCAGCAGCAGACGGCCCUCUUCCCCGCCGCCCGCGCCCCAGCGGGCGCCGUGGACUGCAUCGCGCUGCUGCUGGCGGCGCGGUCCAGGCCUGGCGCGGUGGACAGCCUGGGCCGCACCCCGCUGUCGUACGCCGCGCAGUUCGGCCUGGACGAGGCCGUCCGUGCGCUGGCCUCCGCGCGCGCCAGCGUGA
Molecule: messenger RNA, 1347 nt
Organism: Prorocentrum cordatum
Lineage: Eukaryota; Dinophyceae; Prorocentrales; Prorocentraceae
Source: the annotation of a GenBank genome assembly